This is a messenger RNA of Aureobasidium subglaciale EXF-2481, 1050 nucleotides long. RefSeq lists its product as uncharacterized. Gene Ontology annotation, biological process: ceramide catabolic process; ceramide biosynthetic process. The annotation marks the transcript as partial. Gene Ontology annotation, cellular component: endoplasmic reticulum membrane. The record is from RefSeq and is a predicted model, not a curated record. The transcript has 3 exons. NCBI's taxonomy places the organism in Eukaryota, Fungi, Ascomycota, Dothideomycetes, Dothideales, Saccotheciaceae.
GAUGGCAUCUUUGCUACCCUCGAUACCGUAUCCGCCCUCGGGAGAUGGCUACUGGAGCCCCGUGACCUCUACACUUAACUGGUGUGAGGAGGACUACUAUGCCACCGUCUAUUCGGCCGAGAUUGUCAACACUCUGACCAAUCUGCUCUUUGUCUGGCUGGCCUUCCGUGGUAUCAACAACUGUAUACAGAACGGACAUGACCACAUUUUCCUCGUAACCUUCAUUGGUUACUUGAUCGUCGGAACUGGCAGUUUCUUGUUCCACUCAACCUUGAAGUACCCGAUGCAGCUGGUCGACGAACUCUCGAUGAUCUACACGACUUGCCUCAUGUUCUACGCGACCUUCUCGCACAAGCAGACGCGCACCUUCCGCAUCUUCCUCGCUCUCUUCUUGGUGGCAUUGUGCGUCUUCAUCACGGGCUACUAUCACUACCUCGGAGACCCAGUCUUUCACCAGAACAUGUACGCUCUUUUGACCGCUGUCGUCUUGUUCCAAUCCAUGUACAUUAUGGAGCGCGAACUUCGCCCGAGCCCCAAGGCAAGAGAAGCCGCGCGCAAGAGUACAGGCAAGCAGGAUGGGCUUAGUGAGGCCGAGCAACAACGCCAGGACGACAGAGACUACAAGAUCUUGAAGACCAUGUGGCUCAUGAUUGGACUUGGACUGAGCGUCUUCCUUGGAGGCUUCGGAAUAUGGACCUUGGAUAACGUUUACUGUUCUAGGCUACGUAAGUGGCGUCACGAGGUCGGCCUGCCUUGGGGUAUUUUCCUCGAGGGACACGGAUGGUGGCAUCUCAUGACUGGAACAGGAGCAUACUUUUACAUUGUAUGGGGUGUGUGGCUCCGUCAUUGUUUGAACGGACGUCAGGACGAGUUCAAGCUGGUCUGGCCGAGUGUCUUCAGCUCGCUGCCGUCGGUCGUCAAGAUCGACAAGAGCGAGAAGAAGCAGAAAUAGAGGCAGCUCAGGCUUUCGGCCGACAAAAACAUGAUAUAGAAAAGAUAUAGAGGUAUUCCGCGAGGACUUUUCGUGCAAGCAUAGUAGCAAAUUUCCAA